Messenger RNA from Rhododendron vialii, 1071 nucleotides. Its product is annotated as auxin-responsive protein IAA14-like. Gene Ontology annotation, cellular component: nucleus. Gene Ontology annotation, molecular function: protein binding. Lineage: Eukaryota; Viridiplantae; Streptophyta; Magnoliopsida; Ericales; Ericaceae. The transcript has 5 exons. The record is from RefSeq and is a predicted model, not a curated record. The coding region runs from base 156 to 905 and encodes 249 amino acids. Gene Ontology annotation, biological process: regulation of DNA-templated transcription.
AGCCUCCAUACACUGCUCCUUCCCUUUGUGUAAUUACAUUAUUGUGCUCUCUCUCUCUCAUCCUCUCUCUCUAUCUCUCUUUCUCUCUCUCUGCAUAGAAAAACUAGAGCUAAGAAGAAAAAGCAGUCAACCACAACCGUGGAGGGGUUAUUUCCAUGGAAGUUGGCCGGAAAAUGUCCAACUACAGCUUGAACAACCUCAAAGAGACCGAACUUUGCCUAGGCUUGCCCGGCGGAGGAGGCGGUGAAGCCGACACCGUGAGGGUCACCGGCAAGAGAGGGUUUUCGGAGACCGUUGAUCUGAAACUCAACCUUCAGCAGCCAAAUGAGUCAGUUGUUGCGGAUCUGAUGAAGGAGAAGAUGGUCAACGGCGCUACAACUACUAAUGAGAAAAACCACCUUACCGAAACUAAGGACCCGGCCAAGCCACCGGCCAAGGCACAGGUGGUGGGUUGGCCACCAGUUAGGUCGUACAGGAAGAACGUAAUGUCUCAGAAGACUACCACCACCACCGAAGUGGCUGAGAAGACUAGCGGCAGUGGCGGGGCAGCCUUCGUGAAGGUUUGCAUGGACGGGGCACCAUACCUUCGCAAGGUGGACUUGAAAAUGUACAAGAGCUACCAACAGCUCUCUGAUGCCUUGGCCAAGAUGUUCAGUUCCUUCACCAUGGGUAACUAUGGGACCCAAGGAAUGAUAGAUUUCAUGAAUGAGAGGAAGUUGAUGGAUUUAUUGAACAGCUCUGAGUAUGUGCCUAGCUAUGAAGAUAAGGAUGGAGACUGGAUGCUUGUGGGUGAUGUACCAUGGGAGAUGUUUGUCGAUUCAUGCAAUCGCCUGCGCAUAAUGAAAGGAUCCGAAGCAAUUGGACUUGCACCAAGAGCCAUGGAGAAAUGCAAGAGCAGGUGCUGAAUGGAAACACUUGCUUGAGAGAGGGGAUGGAUCCAAACAGGGUGUUGUUUGUAUGUGUUUUGUAUUUUUGUUUCAUAGUAUAUAUAUUAUAAUAUGAUAUAUAUAUAUCCAAGAUCUGGACAUUUGUUAAUGUGGACAAGAAGCAAUAAACCUAUCUGUUGUGAUC